AUGCUCAGUCUACAAGGAAAAGUGGUUCUCAUCACCGGCCUCGGCCAAACCACCGAUGAAGGCUGGGGCAUCGGCGCAGCGAUAGCAACGCUCUUCGCCCGCCAAGGCGCCUCCAUUUUCGGCGGAAACCGGUCCCUCUCAUCCGCCAAUCGAACCAAAAAGCGCAUCGAAGAAGAAGGCGGAAUCUGCGACGUGGUCGAGACGGACGUCACCAGUUCCCCUUCCGUCAAAGCGCUAGUGGACCAAUGUAUGCAGAAACACGGCCGGAUAGACAUUCUCGUGAGCAACGUGGGCCGCAGCGAGCCGGGGUGUCCAGCAUCCAUGUCGGAAGAAGUAUGGCAUUCACAGGUCGACAUUAAUCUGAAUAGCCUCUACCUCGUUACCCACCACGUCCUGCCAAUCAUGGAGCAACAAGGAUGGGGCAGCGUGGUCAGUAUUGCUAGUAUUGCGGGACUCCGAUAUAUUGGUAAACCGCAGGUGGCAUAUUCGGCUACUAAAGCGGCCAUGAUGCAAUUCACCACGGCGACAGCGGUCAUUUAUGCGGAGAAAGGUGUUCGCCUUAAUACUGUGGUACCCGGGUUGAUUUAUACGCCAUAUACACAGGCUCUGGCUCAGCGGUAUGCGCCUGGGGGUGAUGAGGCGGCUUACAUGAGGAAACGGGAUGAGCAAGUGCCCAUGGGAAGAAUGGGGGAUGCAUGGGAUGUUGCGCGGGCGGCACUUUUCCUGGCGUCGGAUGAGGCGGGAUACAUUACGGGGCAGUCGUUAGUGGUGGAUGGGGGGAUUACUUCAUCUACUGGGCGGGUGUAG
This is a messenger RNA of Penicillium manginii, 807 nucleotides long. Its product is annotated as SDR family NAD(P)-dependent oxidoreductase. The record is from RefSeq and is a predicted model, not a curated record. The transcript has a single exon. Bases 1 to 807 code for a protein of 268 amino acids. Gene Ontology annotation, molecular function: oxidoreductase activity. Lineage: Eukaryota; Fungi; Ascomycota; Eurotiomycetes; Eurotiales; Aspergillaceae.